Gastrolobium bilobum is the source of this 1683-nucleotide messenger RNA. RefSeq lists its product as uncharacterized. The transcript has 4 exons. The coding region runs from base 1 to 1683 and encodes 560 amino acids. The record is from RefSeq and is a predicted model, not a curated record. Lineage: Eukaryota; Viridiplantae; Streptophyta; Magnoliopsida; Fabales; Fabaceae.
AUGGGAAGCUCUACUAGUGCUUGGUCUCUACCAUUACCAUUAUGGACACCCCCUAUAUCAACAUACUUCACCCUUCAUGGGAGACAUCUAUGUACCACUAUGAGUACAAGUUCGAUCCUUACUGUCCUCACUUUAAAUAAGUAUAAGUUGCUUGAAGAAGAUUCACAAGAGUGGUUUAACCAUGGUGGAGACUUGUUUAACAGAAGGUAUGCGUACAAGGAACACAGGAUCAGCUCAAAAUCGGUUCCUAACCUGCGUUUGAAGUGGAAAUUCUCUGCAGGCAGAGAAAUAACUGCAACACCAGCAAUUUUCAACGGAACCAUUUAUUUUCCUAGCUGGAAUGGGAACAUCAAUGCUGUGAAAGCAUAUGAUGGAUCUUUAGUGUGGAAGCAGAACAUUCAAAAUUUAACAGGCAUAAAAUCACCUAGCACUAUUCCACGCCUUAAUACCUCGUUCUCAAGAUCAACUCCUAGUUUAGCUGGUGACGAUUUACUUGUUGUUGGAAUAUGUGGCCCUGCUGUUGUUAUUGCUCUGAACAGAACCAAUGGUGAGCUUGUGUGGAAGACCCGAUUGGAUAGCCAUAAUACUGGUGUUAUCACCAUGUCUGGAACAUACUAUAAAGGGGGUUUCUACGUUGGAACUUCUUCAGCAGAAGAAUCGUCAAGUGUAGAACAAUGCUGCACAUUUCGUGGCAGUUUCUCCAAAUUGGACAUAAACACUGGUGCCAUAUUAUGGCAGACCUAUAUGCUCCCGGAUAAUCAUGGCAAUAAAGGAGAAUAUGCUGGUGCUGCUUUAUGGGGAAGUAGUCCUUCCAUUGAUGCAUUGAGAAAUUUGGUAUAUAUUGCUACAGGUAACCUCUACUCUGUCCCAUUAAGAAUAAGUCAAUGUCAAGAACGAGAGAACAAUCAAACAGUACCUACUCAUCCAGAUGAGUGUGUUGAGACUGAUAACCACUCUGAUUCAAUCCUGGCCCUUGAUUUGGAUUCUGGCAAAAUCAAAUGGUAUCGCCAGUUGGGAGGCUAUGAUGUAUGGUUCGCCGCAUGUAGUAAUCUAUCAACCCCUAACUGUCCUCCGGGUCCAAACCCAGAUGCUGAUUUUGGGGAGGCACCAAUGAUGCUCACUAUUUAUGUAAAUGGUUCCAGACAAGACAUCAUUGUUACUGUCCAGAAAAGUGGUUUUACAUGGGCUUUAAAUCGGGACAACGGUAGCCUCAUAUGGUCUACGGCAGCAGGGCCGAGUGGUGAAGGAGGAGGGGGAAAUUGGGGUGCAGCCACUGAUGAACAUAAGGUCUACACCAACAAUGCUAACACUGAUGCUAAAAAUUUCACACUUGUGCCAUCCAAUAAGACUAUAAACAGUGGUGGAUGGGUUGCAAUGGAUGCAAGGGAUGGUAAAAUACUAUGGUCCAUAGCCAAUCCUAGCAAUACUACUACCAUAAGUGGCCCAGUGAGCGUGGCUAAUGGUGUUGUGUUUUCUGGAUCCCCAAAUGCAAAUGGAACAAUAUAUGCGAUAAAUGCAGAGAGUGGACAAAUUCUAUGGUCUUAUGACACUGGCAUUGGUGUCUACGGUGGUGUCUCGAUCAGCGAUGGUUGCAUUUAUGUAGGUCAGGGACUUAGCUCAGUUACUGCGCCUGCAGGGUACAACUUUACGGCACCAAUUUCACUAUUUUCCUUCUGUGUGUAA